GACCUUCUUGUGCGCGGCGAACUAGAUCAUUUAGGCACGCCCCUUAAGUCUCCAGCCUAAUAGUCUCGGGUAAAUAUUUCACAGGGAUGGUUGGUGGAUAUGUAGUCCUUCGCGAAAAGUCAGAAAAGACUAUCAGAUACAGGACUCCCAGAGGUAAAGAGGUUUGUUUGACAAGAGAAGUCUAUCUUCGGGACGACAUACCAUGUAGAAGUUUGUCAUGCUCUCAGGCCGAGUGCCAUCAAGGUGGACAUUGCUUACCAAAAGACUUGAAAACCUAUAUUUUAAUCGAUGGAUUUUAUGCUCUGAACUACUGGGAACUAUUUGAGCUUGAAGACAUAAAGGGUGUUAUUAUUUCACUGUCGUCAGUGAAUUUCGUUCAGCAACAGGCUUCGACGAAACGCCCAUACAAAAGAAUUCGCUCAAGCCUUGAAGAUGCCAGCCAAACAUGCAUUUUAUUCGAUAAUGAGUUUAGUCGUUCCUGUUUUCGUCCUCCUUUUGCAGACGAGAGCCUUAGAGAUUACACUACGAGGUUAGAGUAAUUUUUGUUAAACUUUUUGACAGGAUGAAUUGGGUUGCUGCUAACUGGUACAUACAUCACUUGAAAGGUCACGUUUCACUAGUUUUCGUAACAGAUAACGAAAGUCGUGUCCACACUUAUUCAUCUGAAAUAAACACCGCAUCGUGCAAAUUAACUGUCUUGGAUUUACCAGGUUUUUUACAAAUGUACUACCCCACGCUCACAACUGCCAAACUUUUAUUUGAUUCUUUGGAUGUAUCACUUCGUUCUAUCCAAUCCAAAGGCCACAAUUUACCAGAGCUCUCAAAAUCAGAAAAUCCUUUAGAGUCUUUGGACUCGUGCAUCAUGCCUUCAGCGCCUUCUGUUGGUCACGUAUAUCCAGAAUAUUUACCUGAAUCGGCUUUAGCUGCCGGUUUACGGUCUGGACAGUUUUUGAAGGGCAUUCUUCACGUGUCACGUUUUCGACCGACUACUGAGGCCAUGGUAGCCUUAACAGACGCUAGUGCAGUAAAGCACCAACCAGAACUUAAGGAAGCGUUGGCUGCACGGAGUGAGAUUAUGAUUCACGGGCUACAACAUCGUAAUCGUGCUGUUGAUGGAGAUGUAGUUGUAGUACGUCUUUUACCCCGUGUUCAUUGGAAAACUGUCUCAUCCGAUAUCAGUGCUCAAGAAAACUGUGCAGCUGAGUUUGUAAGUGAUUUAUCAAGUAUGUCCGGAAUUAAACCCAAUCAGGAUUGUUUUAAGUCAGAAACAUUAUCAAGAAGUCUACCUUGUGGCUUUGUUGUUGGUGUUGUCAGUCGUAAUUGGCGUGAUUAUGUCUGUACAUAUGUUCCUAAAUCUACUGAAAAUGCAUUAGAUCCAAAAAGUGAAAGUGGAUGGAUAAUAGUUACUCCAUGGGAUCGUCGUAUUCCUCUUAUUCGACUGCAUACUACACAAAUUUCCAAGUUAACUCGUGAACGUUUUAUUGUACGAAUCGAUACGUGGGACUCCUAUUCAGCUUACCCAAGUGGUCAUUUUGUUCAAACUCUAGGUUGCAUUGGCGAUUUGGAAACGGAAACACAAACCAUACUAAUUGAACAUAAUUUAAUUAUUCGAAAUUUUACUGAUGCGCAGCUGAAUGAAUUAGCACCACUAAGUGUUCAACGCCCGUGGAAAGUUGAUCCGGAAGAAGUAAAGAAACGUCGAGAUCUUCGAUCGCCCACUAUUUCAGGAAAUCCAGACUCUGAAGAUAUACUUAUCUUCAGUAUCGAUCCUCCUGGAUGUCAAGAUGUAGAUGAUGCUUUGUCCGUUCAACGGUUACCACCUAUCGUUGAUGAAUAUGGAAAAGAACAUAAACGUUUGCAACUGGGUGUACACAUAGCUGAUGUUAGUUAUUUUGUUCCAUCUGGUAGUUAUAUUGAUAGUGAAGCUCGAAGACGUUCAACUAGUAUUUACUUAGCUGAUCGUCGGUAUGACAUGUUACCAGGUUUGUUAAGCGGAGACGUAUGUUCUCUAUGGAGCGGGCGUGAUCGCUAUGCUGUUAGCGUAUUGUGGGAAAUAGAUAUGGAUUCAUUCGAUAUCUCAAAUAUAUGGUAUGGUCGUACGGUAAUCCAUUCAAGCUAUAAGUUAACCUAUGAACUUGCUCAACGCAUAUAUGACUCAGUCACUGCAGAAAACAUUUUAUCGAAUAGCUUUGCAAUGGAAGAGCUUAUUAAGAAGUCAGGUGGAUUGGAAGCUGUUAAAAAUGAUAUACCUGAAUUAAGAGAUUUAAACCAGGAUGAAUGUUUAACUGCUUUGGAAAAGCUUAGUAAAUCUAUUUUACUAUUGGUUGAUAUUGCUUCUAAUAUUCGUGAACGUCGACUUGCUAAAGGAGGUUUAGAACUUGAAAGUGUAGAAGUUAGUGUUCAAUUUGCUAAUCCUGAAACACGUACUGGAAAACUAGAGGAUUUGAUUCCAAAAGAGCCCCUUGAAAUGCACAAUACAGUAGCGGAGUUAAUGAUAUUUGCAAACCACUGGGUUGCACGUCGAUGUGUAGAAUAUUAUCCUGAUCGCGCUUGUCUACGUCGACAUCCACCUCCGCGUCCGGAAUAUUUCGAUGAACUUAAACGCUGUAUAGCUUGUCGAGGUUUUGUUUUAGACACAAAUUCCAAUCUUUCACUAGCGAAUUCCUUAAAAAAUGCAUCAGAUCCUAAUGAUCCCGAGGUUAACAAGGUGGUACUUCAACUUGUUACACGUGCAAUGACAAAUGCACUGUAUUUCUCAACUGGUUCAUCAAAUAUGACACAAGAUCAGUUUUCCCAUUAUGGUUUAGCCCUAAAUUUGUAUACACAUUUCACAUCGCCUAUACGACGUUACGCUGAUAUAAUUGUUCAUCGUCUUCUGCUUGCUUCAUUAGGAGACUACAGGUCACUGACAACAACACAAAGUGAACUCAACUCAAAAAAUACUGAAUUAGUCACAAUUUUAGAAAAUAAAACCGAUGGGUUAUUCUCUUCAGAAGAAUUAGCUUCUAUUUGCAAUCAUAUGAACGAACAACACUGGGCUGCUCAACAAGUUCAACGAUCCAGUUUAGAAUUAUUUCAAGCUUUGUUCUUUAAAGAUAAACCAGUUGAUGAUCCAUCUCGAUAUACAGAAGGAAUCAUUUGUCAGUUAAGAGGCACAAAUGGAUUUAUCGCCUUUGUUCCCCGAUACGGUAUUAGAGGUGCAGUCUGCAUAAAAAACGCGAAUGGUCACAUAGCAUGGGUCGAUUAUACAACAUCCGAUACUGGUAGCAUUCAUUGGUUACAAGAUGUCCAAAACAUAGUGAUUGAACGUGUUCAUUCAUCCGAACAAUCAGAUUGUGGGGUUUUGGAAAUCCGCAACUCCAAAACUAAUGAAUGUCAACAGUAUCGUAUGUUCGAUCAUGUCUUAUUAAAAAUUUAUGUCAGUGAGACUAUUGCUCAUGGAUUAAAUAUACGACUGGAACUUGUAGGUCUUCCUAAAACAGCAAAUGAUUCUAAAGGUAAACUAGUAACGGCUUAUAAAACAACAGAAAAUAAUUCAGUCUGUACACCGAGCUUGAAUACAAAUUUGAUAAAGGAUGUACAAGAUACAGAUGCUGAAAGACGUCAAAAACGCGAAGUGAGUGAUGAGGAACAUGUUGAUGUUUCAAAACGCAAGCAGUUGAUUGCACAAUUACAUGAUUGUUCUUCAGUAUAUCACCGAUUUCAUAAACUUCUACGUCAGUCUAAUGAAGAUGAGAUGGAAACUAACUGAUUUCUAAAUUUCUUGUCAUACUUCAACUUCAUUUUGAUUAAAAAUUACUAUUUUCUGUAAAGUGGGGAACAAUUUCAUUGUAAAAAGUCACAUGAAAUUAGUGUACUAUAUGACUUGUUUAGUU
Messenger RNA from Schistosoma spindalis, 3875 nucleotides. The record is from the annotation of a GenBank genome assembly. Lineage: Eukaryota; Metazoa; Platyhelminthes; Trematoda; Strigeidida; Schistosomatidae.